AUGGGAAAACCCGACCCCGAUGGGGCAACGAACAAGCGCAAGGAGCACAGAAGUCACGUCAAAGGUGGCAAAGUGACGAAGGACCAUGACCGGAAGAAGAAGCUCGGCACGCUGACGAAGGAGCCGCAAGAUAUCAAUCGCGCGCGCAAGGGCUACACAUUCAAGUCGGCGAAGCGGGCGAAUCAGGCCGUUCGCAGGGCGGCCGAUCAAAGCGAGCGCAAAAAGCACAUCCCGUACGUCAACCGAACGCCGCUGAUCCCUCCGCCAAUCGUCGUGGCCGUUGUCGGGCCUUCCAGGGUCGGCAAAAGUCUGUUGAUCCGCGGCCUCGUCAAGAACUACAUUCGCGGAUCGAUCAGUCAAAUCAAGGGCCCGGUCACGAUUGUCACCAGCAAAUUGCGGCGCGUCACUUUCAUCGAGGUGAAAAAUGACAUUAACCACAUGAUCGAUGUGGCAAAGGUAGCCGAUUUGGUGCUUCUAAUGGUCGACGCUUCGUACGGGUUUGAGAUGGAACACUUCGAAUUUCUCAAUAUCUGCCAGGUUCACGGGAUGCCGCGCGUGCUUGGCGUGCUCAACCACCUCGACGCCAUCCCCAAAUUGUCCAAGCAGAAGAAGGUGAAAAAGCAUCUGAAGCACCGCUUCUGGACCGAGGUGUAUCAGGGCUGCAAGCUCUUCUAUUUGUCCAAGUUGCACCACGAGAAAUACCUGCCGACCGAGCUCAGAAAUUUGGCCAGAUUUAUCACCGUCAUGAAAUUCCGGCCAAUGCCCUGGCGAGAUGCUCAUCCCUACGUGCUCUGCGAUCGUUUUGAGGACAUCACGGACCCAGAGACGCUCCGCCAAGCACCGAAAGCGGACCGGAACAUUUGUCUUUACGGCUACGUUCGCGGCGCCCAAUUGAAAGAUCUCUCGGCGGUGCACAUCCCCGGGAUGGGCGACAUGCGCAUCACCUCCAUCACCUCAAUGUCAGACCCGUGCCCGUUUCCGGAUAACCUGAAGAAGCGCGGGCUGAACGAGAAGGAACGGCUGAUGUACGCCCCGUUCUCGGGCCUCGGCGGUAUCGUCUACGACAAAGACGCUGUCUACGUCGACACGAAAGGAUCGCAGCUCUUUUCGAAAACUCGCAAACGCGACGAACUCGUGCAAGCGCUGGAAAAUAUCAAGUCCGGCAUCGACGACAAGAUGGAGGGGGCCGAGCUGAGGCUUCUCGGCGACUCUAGGAAUGCGGUGCAGCAGGAUUCUGGUGACGAAGAGGACGACCUUGCUGGUGAUGACGAUGAGGGGGAGUUCGAUAAGCUGUCCGAUGCGGAUUUUGGCAGUGAUGAGGAAAUGGAGGACGAUGACAGCGACGCAGACGACGAUGAUGACGAAGACGACGGCGAGCUGUUCAAAGUCAGACGACCGCAAAUGCUGAAGAACGCAGCUGAGAAGGAGGACUGGAAGGAGGUCGGCGAGCGCGCCAAUCAGCUCUACAUCGCCUCCAAGUCGAAAUUCGUCAAUUGGAAUAACCUGGUCUACGGCAAUGAGCUUGAAAUGGCCGACGAAAAAGAGGAAGAUAAGCCCGAGCUUGCUGCCGGGCUGUUUAUGAUCAAACGCCGCGACGCGCUGAAGAAGAGCUUCGAGGAACAGGACGACGGCUUCUGCUACAACACCUUCCCGUCGACUUCAAAGGCGACGAGAGACUGGGGUGAUGAGGAGCAAAGGGAUUCCAUCCGUGACUGUUUCGUUACCGGAAAAUGGGAUGAGGACGCGCAGGAGGAGCAUAAAUUGAAGGCCGAAAUGGGCGACGAGGAGGACGACGUCUGGGACGCGUUCGACCUCGAUUCUGAUGGAAAUUCAGUGAAGGAGGAGCCGGAAGAGGACGAGGAAGAUGCUGACGAUGGGGAUGAAGCCGGAGAGGAUGGCGAUGAAGAAAAUGGAGAAGCUGACGGGGAAGAAGAAGAAGAAGGGGAAACUACCCGUCCCGGCAAGAGGAAGGGACACAAGGUGAAAUUGCGCAACCUGAUGGAGCCGGAGAACGACGAGAACAACGAGUACUACAACAACCUCAAGGCCGAACUCGACGCCCAGGCCACGCUCAACAAGCACGUCUUCGAGGGUCUUGACGACGACGCGCGCGAAAAAUUGGAGGGUUUCCGCGCGGGCCAAUACGUGCGCAUCGCCUUCGAGGGCGUCCCGUGCGAGAUGGUCGACAACUUUGACCCCACGUCCCCGUAUAUCAUUGGCGGGCUGCUGGCCGGCGAGCAAAAUAUUGGUGUUGUGCAGGUUCGCCUGAAGCGUCACCGCUGGUACGAGCGGCUUCUGAAGUCUCGCGAUCCGCUGAUUAUCAGUUGCGGCUGGCGCCGCUUCCAGACGAUUGCCGUCUACAGCAUGCAGGACCACAACAUGCGCCAGCGUUUCCUCAAAUACUCCCCGGAACACAUGCAUUGCCACGCGACAUUCUGGGGCCCGAUCACACAGCAAAACACUGGCUUCAUCGCCGUGCAGAGCGUCUCCGAGAAGAUGAAAGGGUUCCGCAUCUGUGCGACCGGCGUCGUGCUCAACCUCGACAAGAACCACCAGGUGGUGAAGAAGCUGAAACUCGUCGGCACCCCCCACGAGAUCCACAAGAAGACGGCGUUCAUCAAGGACAUGUUCACGUCCCAGCUCGAGGCCGCCAAGUUCGAGGGUGCCAACGUGCGCACCGUUUCCGGUAUUCGCGGCGAGAUCAAGAAGGCCGUCCCCCGGCCUUCUGGCAACGUCCGCUGCACGUUCGAGGACAAGAUUCUGAUGAGCGACAUUGUCUUCCUGCGCAGCUGGGUCACGGUCCCGAUUCCGCACUUCUACACGGCCGUCAUCGAUCGACUCAUGGCCGCCGAGGCCAAGUGGGAAGGCAUGCGCACUGUGGGCCGCAUCCGCCACGAGCUCGGCCUCAAGCCCGAGAUGAAGAAGGACAGCGAUUAUCGGGAAGUGGAACGCGUCGGCUUCCGUGCCCCUGCGCUCAAGAUCCCGAAGAAGCUCGAGGCCGAACUGCCCUACGCCCUGAAGCCAAAGCAUGUGGGCAGGACGGGCAAACCGCGAGCAGAUGACAAGCUGAUCGCCAAGCACACGGCCGUCCUGCUCGAGCCGCAGGAUGCGAAGCGAGAGCGGCUGAUGGGCAUGCUGCGAAAGCUUCAUCAGGAAAAACAAGCCAAGGACAAGGCUUCACAUGACGUCGCUCGAGCCAAGCACAAAAAGGAGCUGAACGCCUUCCAGGCGAAACGCGAGCGCAACAUCAAGCUGCACAAGAAGGCCAUCUGCCGCCGAAUGAGCAAGCAGGAGCAGGUCAAGGUGCGCAAGGCCAUCACCGGGCUCAAGGACGGCGCUAGCAAUGACCACAAGAUGAUCGGGCUCGAAUCUUGGUUUGCGAAUUUCAGCCAAAUAUCGCCGAGUUGGAUCACCGCCGAAACGUUAGCCGAGAUCCCGAGACCGUUUUUGGAAUAUUCAAUCUGGGGCCUGUUGAAAGGAGUUCAGGGCGCCUCGAUAAUAGGCGGCAUGUUCGUGCACCCCGUCUAUCGAUUCUAUCUCACGCGCCAGUUAACACCCGAGACGACCACUUCUAAUUCCCACAAAAUCAUCAGAAAUAAAUGUCGCCGGCUACAGGGCCGCUUUCUACUCGCCGGGCUCGCCCUGGGCCCAAUAGUCAGCUACGUCCACGCGCAGACGAUGAGCACGUCGGAGUUGCGAGCCCGAUGUUACGAGAUACGCCGGGAUGCCGAGGGGUUGACGAUGGAUCGUCUGACGUUCGUCUGCGGCAUGAUCGGGUGGUACUGGCGGCGUUUCCAGGGAGCCGUCGACGGCGUGAAUUUGGCUGUGGUUGGCGCGCUGGCCCAUCGGAAGUUCGUCGCCCCCUACACAACCCCAAUACUCCAGGACGCGAUUCCCGUCGAUCGACAGUACACGACGGUGGAAGAGGGCACGCUGAAAGCCUCGUCUCGCCUCAAGCAAUUCCUGCACCAAGUCGAGCGCACAAAGGAA
This is a messenger RNA of Mesorhabditis spiculigera, 3990 nucleotides long. Lineage: Eukaryota; Metazoa; Nematoda; Chromadorea; Rhabditida; Rhabditidae. The record is from the annotation of a GenBank genome assembly.